Messenger RNA from Aplosporella prunicola CBS 121167, 640 nucleotides. RefSeq lists its product as uncharacterized. Lineage: Eukaryota; Fungi; Ascomycota; Dothideomycetes; Botryosphaeriales; Aplosporellaceae. The coding region runs from base 61 to 315 and encodes 84 amino acids. The transcript has 3 exons. The record is from RefSeq and is a predicted model, not a curated record.
CUCACAUCCAUCUUCACCUGUUCACUUCAACCACUCCAACAACAACAACCGUCUUGCACAAUGCAGUUCAGCCUCGCCACCGUCCUCGCCAUCCUCGCUGUUGGCACCACCAUGGUCGCUGCCAGCCCAACUCACCACGAGGAGCGCAAAUCACCAGCUUUCACUGGAGGAUGCAACGGCACUUCCUGCAAGAUUGGCCUGAUCAACUACGGGUGCACCAAGGGAUCGUGCACUGGCACUGGAGGCGGCGAUGGCGCCUACUGCUACGCUCAAAACAGCCUGGCUGAUGGUCCUUACAUCUGCCCUGGUGCUUAGACACGUGGUUGGCGGACGGACUGCUGGAUCAUAGCAAUUACGGGAACGAAAACAAAAAAACACGAUGGGAACGAGGAAUGUAUGGGACGUCUUUCCUUUUGUGGCUUUAUGCAGGUAUAAAUAAACGGUCAUUUUGAAAAUUUGGAGUGCGCUUGAUAAUGUGCCACAAGCAUUUCCUGGUCCGAAAGUAAGAAGGCCGCGGAAAGUUUACAUACCUUUUCCGAGUGAAAGUUUUUACACUCCGACCCAACAUCCUCCUCUCUCCUUCCCCAUCCUAUCACUCUCGAAACUCUGCCCUCAUCUCCGCUCCGCUCCCGACCACAAC